This is a messenger RNA of Caenorhabditis auriculariae, 344 nucleotides long. NCBI's taxonomy places the organism in Eukaryota, Metazoa, Nematoda, Chromadorea, Rhabditida, Rhabditidae. The record is from the annotation of a GenBank genome assembly.
AUGUCGGAAAACGAAAACCUCAUCGAAAAGGACUUGAAAUCGAUUGAAGCCGAUCUCGGCGACGACCACGUCACCGGAAUCUUCAGAUCUCUCCAGUCGGACUCUCCCAGGGCCUACACUAGCCUUCUGGAGCUCCACAAAGAAGUUUCAAUCUUGGAAAUUCACAAAUACCCAGCUUUCAGUGCUGUCGGGUCUUCGCCAGAUACCCGAAACCUGAAGAAAAUGGGCUCAGAAAACGCUCAAAAUCUUCCGUUUCUUCAGUUCGGUCAAGUGAGUUCACUAAAAUUUAUAUAUUCAAAGUGAUGAUGAAUUUACAGACAGGUAGUACAAGAUUAAAACGAUGA